This is a messenger RNA of Eutrema salsugineum, 1475 nucleotides long. RefSeq names its product pre-mRNA-splicing factor 18. Bases 86 to 1360 code for a protein of 424 amino acids. Gene Ontology annotation, biological process: RNA splicing; generation of catalytic spliceosome for second transesterification step. NCBI's taxonomy places the organism in Eukaryota, Viridiplantae, Streptophyta, Magnoliopsida, Brassicales, Brassicaceae. The transcript is spliced from 2 exons. Gene Ontology annotation, cellular component: U5 snRNP; U4/U6 x U5 tri-snRNP complex; U2-type post-spliceosomal complex. The record is from RefSeq and is a predicted model, not a curated record.
AAUACACGCAGGUUGCAAUAAUACCCGUCGUUGCAACCAUCGGAGAUAGAAUCCGAUCCUCGGCGGCGGUUGAGAAAACUCUCUAAUGGAUCUGCUCAGGGAAGAAAUUCUGAAGAAACGGCGGAGUCUGGCUGAGGAAUCUGGUGGUAAGAAGUUCUUCAAGCGAUCUGAGAUCGAGCAGAAGAAAAUCCAGAAGCUUCGAGAGGAAGAGCGACGCGAGCAGGAGCUUAAGGCCCAGCGGAGAGCCGCCGCAGCCGGUGGAGGUGGAAAAUCAUCCGGUGAUUCAUCUGCUCCUGGUUCUUCUACGGCAUCGGCAUCUGCGUCUUCCAAGUCCUCCGCAUCGGACGCGGCUGCUAUCGCUGAUUCCAAAUCCCUAACCGACGAGAAAAACAUCGAAAACCUAGCUCUACCGAGGCAGGAAGUGAUUCGACGAUUGAGAAUCCUAAAGCAGCCGAUGACUCUGUUCGGGGAGGAUGAUCAGGCGCGGCUCGAUCGACUCAAGUACGUGUUGAAGGAAGGGUUGUUCGAGGUGGAUAGUGACAUGACUGACGGGCAGACGAACGAUUUCUUGCGUGACAUAUCUGAGCUGAAGAAGCGUCAGAAGAGUGGUAUAAUGGGCGAUAGGAAGAGGAAGAGCAGAGACGAUAGAGGGAGAGAUGAAGGUGACAGAGGGGAAACGAGGGAUGAUGAACUCAGUGGUGGUGAGUCGAGUGAUGUUGAUGCUGAUAAGGAUUUGAAGCGUUUGAAAACUAACUUCGAGGAUCUAUGCGACGAAGACAAGAUCCUUGUCUUCUACAAGAAGCUAUUGAUUGAAUGGAAGCAGGAGCUUGAUGCCAUGGAGAACACCGAGAGGAGAACUGCCAAAGGAAAGCAGAGUGUAGCCACUUUUAAGCAGUGUGCUAGGUAUCUAACUCCUCUCUUCAACUUAUGCAGGAAGAAGGGUUUGCCAGCUGACAUUCGCCAAGCUUUAAUGGUGAUGGUUAACUACUGCAUAAAGCGAGACUACCUCGCUGCAAUGGACCACUACAUCAAACUAGCCAUAGGGAACGCACCAUGGCCCAUCGGCGUGACUAUGGUUGGUAUCCACGAACGUUCAGCUCGAGAGAAGAUUUACACAAACAGUGUUGCUCACAUCAUGAACGACGAAACCACUCGCAAGUAUCUUCAGUCAGUUAAAAGAUUGAUGACUUUCUGUCAAAGACGAUAUCCAACUAUGCCUUCUAAAGCCGUCGAGUUCAAUAGUUUAGCCAACGGAAGCGAUCUACAGUCGUUGCUUGCUGAAGAGAGAUUCUUUGGUGGUAAUCGCGAACAUGUCUCAGAGGAGAGACUCCGCCUCAUGCCUUCCCAGAACGAAAGCUAGUGUUACCGUUUCUGCUUUGCUGUGUUUUUGUUGUUUUAAAUAUUUUGUCAGAUAUUAUGAAACGUUGACUUUGUGAUCUUUUUUUUUCUCGAGUCGUAUGAUGGAUUAUGGAUUA